Rotaria socialis is the source of this 447-nucleotide messenger RNA. Lineage: Eukaryota; Metazoa; Rotifera; Eurotatoria; Philodinida; Philodinidae. The record is from the annotation of a GenBank genome assembly.
AUGGCUUCACCAGGUUUAUUUCUAUUAACAAUUGUACUCGGACUUUUAUUUAUAUUUUUGGGUCAUAUAAAAUUGUCACCACAAUUUUUCCCUGAACAUCAUGAACGCAUAAGAAAUGAAUUUGGAAAAUUCAAUAAAGAAUUUCCACUUCAUCGUCAAACUGGUUGGCGUCCCUAUGCAAAAAAUUAUCGUAUGGCAGUUGGCAUAGCCGAAGUACUUUGUGGAUCUUUAUUGCUUCUCAGUCUUGCACAAUCAUUAGCAAAUAUUAUUUUAUUGAUCAUAAUGACUAAUGCAAUAAUUACAUUUCAAAAAUUAAAUUAUUCUAUUGAAUAUACUGGUGUAUCGAUUUUCAUUUCAUUGUUGCUUGUAUUACGGCUUAUUUUAGCGUCGUCAGGAUCGAAACCUAAGCAAUCAGUUCAAGCCAAAGCGGAGAAGAAAGUUAAAUAA